This is a messenger RNA of Amborella trichopoda, 2175 nucleotides long. Its product is annotated as putative carboxylesterase Os04g0669500. NCBI's taxonomy places the organism in Eukaryota, Viridiplantae, Streptophyta, Magnoliopsida, Amborellales, Amborellaceae. The record is from RefSeq and is a predicted model, not a curated record. Gene Ontology annotation, biological process: protein depalmitoylation. Gene Ontology annotation, cellular component: cytoplasm. Gene Ontology annotation, molecular function: palmitoyl-(protein) hydrolase activity; carboxylic ester hydrolase activity.
CGUCGAAUUGUUCCUAAUUUAGAAACCGUGUCCCUCUAAUUCCAGUGCUCACUCCCUUUUGUGCCUCUCUCUCUCUCUCGCACAUUCCCAUAUGAAAUGGGAUCCAUGCUCCCAUGAGAGGAGUUGGGGCGAGGCUGUAUAUCCUGAAACCUCUGAGUUGGGUGGCGUUUAUCUUGACCAGUGUUCUUGCUCUGCUCUUUCUCUUCUUCCAAAACCAAAGCCCACACCAGAGCAGUCUUCUCUCUCUUGGCCUUCAACCACCACUCAUGGCUACUUCUCACUCUAGGAGGCUUGGGUUGGUGUUAUGGCUUCAUGGGUUGGGUGAUAAUGGCCCUGCCAACGUUCCCAUUAAGUCCUUCUUCUCUUCCAUCCCUGAAUUUUCCCAUACCAAAUGGCUCUUCCCCUCUGCCCCUUCCGUGCCAGUCUCUUGUAACUAUGGUGCUGUAAUGCCCUCUUGGUUUGACAUCUAUGAGAUACCGGUGACUGCUGAGUCCCCUAAAGAUGAAGAAGGGGUUGUUAGAGCCGUGAGAAAUGUGCAUGCAUUGAUAGAUAAGGAGGUUUCUGUUGGUAUUAGCCCAGAUAACAUAUUUGUUUGUGGAUUUAGUCAAGGAGGCGCAUUGACCUUGGCAAGUGUGUUGCUGUAUCCAAAAACUCUAGGUGGCGGUACAGUCUUUAGUGGAUGGGUUCCAUUUAAUUCUUCAAUUCUAGAGAAAAUUUCUCCAGAGGCCAAAAGGAUUUUUUCAUCAAUUUAUUGGUCGUUCUUUAUCAAAUUGAGUUGUGGAUUUUGAUCAUCAAGGCCUCAUCUAUCAAAUAAAAUAGCUGUGUAUUGUGGCGCUUCUACAUGGAAUUCAUAUUGAUUAAUAAAAUAAAAAGAGAAUUUUUAUACUUCCUUGAAUUCCACAUAGCCACUCAAUCCUUGGACCUGGUAAGUUAGUGGGCUAUCAUCAUCUGAACUAGCCUUAGGGGUUUCUGCAUAUCCGCUAUAUGGAGGCCACUGCCAAAAGGAAGGAUCAAACUUAAACUUUCAUGGGUGCUCUUUUGGAAACCCAUGGCCAGCCCGAAUUGGUUGGGUAUCUAGAAACCAUUUUGGGAAGUCCCUUCUCUCCUCAAGGCUCAAUGGCUGUCGGACAUUACCCUUGCUGAGACACUUGUACUCCUGGAUGGUCUAUGAAGCUUGAAGAGCUAGGCUCGCAGUUUUUAGUGGAAGCUGGCUCUCAAAAUGUCAUUGCAUGGGUUACCCAAGUCUUGUCAUGUCCUCGGAUACUCCAUCGCUUUUUGGCAUUAUUGCAGAAUUGUGAUCUGCCAUUCUGAUCUCCUUUGGACAUAUUUGGAGGGAAGCUAAUUAAGCUGCCAGUGCUUUAGCUAUAUUGGAGUUUCUCGCCCCAAUCUGUUUGUGAAAAGAUCAGUGGAUGAUUGAUCCUAACAUUCUCCCUCCUUUUCAUAGGGAAAUGUUUUAACAAACUCUUGCAUCAUAUGCAUUUUUUGUAUGCGGAGAAUUGUACAUCCUCAUUUAUCAAUAGAAAAAGCCAUUGAUUGGAAAAAAAAAGUCAUGUACUUUCCUGUGUUAUGUUCUCUGCCUCUAUAAUAUGGUCAUCAUUUUUUCUCAUAAUCUGCUAGGACUUAGAUGUAUGAUUUGGUCUGAGUUUAGGCUCAUCAAUUAUCCACAUAUGGAAGUAGGAUUUGCACUUCAAGAGCAUUUGGAGGAUCUCCCUUAUUGAAUGCUUAAGGUGCAGCUGAUGGGCUCCUGUUUUGUGGAUCCUCAUAAGUAAUAAUUUUGUAAUAUGUUUAGGGAUGAGUUCUCUCCUCUCUUCUCUUUGUGAUUUGUGGUCCAGCCAUCACUGCCUACACAAUAGAAAAGUGAGUAUUCGUAAUUCAUAUACAGCUAUUACAAAGCUCCCAAGCUGGAUGAGACGAUGCUGCAUGAAUGUAUGGGAGAGAUUCCCUAGACGGAGCACAAUAAGAUAACCAUCAAGGAAUAAAAUAUUCUUUUGAAAAUGUGAAUAGCCAUCGUCUCAGAAAUUUUGUUCUAUAGAGUCUGCAAUAUUAUGAAGUAUGAAAAUGGGUUAGCAUGUUUAUUUGAUGCUCAAUUUGACGUAUUUGCAAGUAUUCAAAAGUCGUAGACUUGCAUUAUGUUCAAAGAGCUGUGAUUUGAUAGUGGAUUUGAUAGGUUUCUCU